This is a messenger RNA of Cyclocybe aegerita, 1341 nucleotides long. The record is from the annotation of a GenBank genome assembly. Lineage: Eukaryota; Fungi; Basidiomycota; Agaricomycetes; Agaricales; Hemipholiotaceae.
AUGCCUUUCACCCAGCCCAGUGAAGGCGCCCGUGCAGAGUUCGAUGUGUACAACGACGUUGCUGGGAAUCAAACCAACGACAAUAGGGCAAUUAACAGCAACGACCGUAUAAAAGGUGGGAAGGGAGGGAAAGGAGCACGAGUUUCUUCUCAGCCCUUCAAAGGCGACCUGAGCCAGCUGUGGAACGUCGAAGCCCAUCCGACCAACAAUGCCCAAUUAGCAGUUUCGUCUGCGGAAACUUGCGAGUAUUUAACAGCGGACCCGAAGACCGGCGCAUUGGCAAUCUCUCCCACCGAACAACAUUGGCAGGUCGUGAGAGAUGGGCCCGGAUACAAGCUCGUUAUGCCAGGGUCCAAUUUGGCAAUCACACUUGGCGACGUUGCGGGGCUAGUCUCUCUUUCUGACAAGGAUACGAAUCAGUCUUUGCACAUUCUGGCGGACACAAAGGAGAAUCGAGAGGCCAUCAAGCAAGGUCGAAUUGUUCCUCCACCCGUUCCUACGUCUGAAGAAACCGCAAAACCGGAACCGGCCCGAACUGCCCCUGCGCCUAAUAUGCCGGCGCCAAUCAAUAAUCAGGCGCCAGUUGCUAGUAGUCAAGCGCCUGCCACACAUCAAUGCUACGGAGGCGUAAAUUUGACCAUCAAUCACUUGGGAGGACCGAGCGCACCAGCAGGUGACACAUCUGCACUUGCAGAACUCCAGAAAUUUCUUGCGUCAGAUGUCCGGACAAGGAAUCUAGUUAUUUUCCUCGGAACCCCCAGUCCGUUGGACUACCCCGUCCCUGCCAGAUCCAGCACAGAAAAGUUUGAUGAACUUGACGACUCGCCGGCUGCCCCUUUCCCGACGGGAAGUUCGGGCGAACCAUAUGAAGAACCUCUAAAACUACAACUUCCUUCUGCUGAUUUCUGUCACGUAAAGGCCACUGACAGUGGUGUCGCUUCCAAAAUCUGGUUCAUGUCGAAAGAUUUUGACCAAGCCAGCCUUGGAAUGCUUGUAUCAGUGCAGCUGUCCACUGUUGCUCGUGACCAGGGCUUCUCUCCCUCGAGCGACGACGGUAGUUGGACCUGGUUCGAAAUCGUCAUCUUGACGUCUCCAUUCAAUCAGAGCCCGAAGAUCGUCGGCGGACGCUCGCUCAAAUGGUUCAGUCACUGCAAUAAAAGGGCUGUUUCUUCCAACACCAAAUUAUGGGGGCCGAAGUUUGAGAAAAGUCAUGAAAUGUUCGAAUAUCUUGAGCCCGGAAAUAUCCUUGUAGUUCGCGUCUGUGCUCAAUACGAGCACUGGGAGAAUUUCGCAGAAAUCGGCCAUUUGCACUUAGAGUUUCGAGCGCAAAUUGGCAGCUGA